CGGAAACAUGGCGGCGGGCAGGGAGUGAGCCGCCCCGCGUUGCCGCUGCGCCCGCAGAUUUAUCCAUCUUGCUAAGGAGGAAAUUCCUAUUUGGUAUAGCUGAUGGUACCAUGCAAAAAUCAGAUCCUCGAAAAGAUGGAGAAAUUAACAUACAGAGAAACUGACUUGUCAGAGGUCAGAGAAAGGUAUUGGUGGAUCCAGGGAUAAAUACCAAAGCUCUUAACUCCCUGACCAGUUUUUAGUCCAUUGACUAUGCAGCCUAGUGUAAUAGACUGGAAUGAUGUUAGAAAACAUAAAUAUGGUCACCUAUCAGAGUCUGCAUCCCAAUGUCAAGAAGCUACUGACAUCCUGGAGCUAGGUCAUUUUACCUGGGACAAAUACCUAAAAGAAACAUGUUCAGUCCCAGCGCCUGUCCAUUGCUUCAAGCAGUCUUACACACCUCCAAGCAACGAGUUCAAGAUCAGCAUGAAAUUGGAAGCACAGGACCCCAGGAACACCACAUCUACCUGUAUUGCCACAGUAGUAGGACUGACAGGUGCUCGCCUCCGCCUUCGCCUUGACGGCAGCGACAAUAAGAAUGAUUUCUGGCGUCUGGUUGACUCAGCUGAAAUUCAGCCUAUUGGGAACUGUGAGAAGAAUGGGGGUAUGCUGCAGCCCCCUCUGGGAUUUCGGCUGAAUGCUUCCUCUUGGCCCAUGUUCCUUUUGAAGACGCUAAAUGGAGCAGAGAUGGCUCCCAUCAGGAUUUUCCACAAGGAACCACCAUCGCCUUCUCACAACUUCUUCAAAAUGGGAAUGAAGCUGGAAGCUGUGGACAGGAAGAACCCUCAUUUCAUUUGCCCAGCCACUAUUGGGGAAGUGCGGGGCUCAGAGGUGCUUGUCACAUUUGAUGGGUGGCGAGGGGCCUUUGACUACUGGUGCCGCUUCGACUCCCGGGACAUCUUCCCCGUGGGCUGGUGUUCCUUGACUGGAGACAACCUGCAGCCACCUGGCACUAAAGUUGUGAUUCCAAAGAAUCCCUAUCCUGCAUCUGAUGUGAACACUGAGAAGCCCAGCAUCCACAGCAACACCAAAACUGUCUUGGAGCAUCAACCAGGGCAGAGGGGGCGUAAACCAGGAAAGAAGCGGGGCCGGACACCCAAGCCCCUAAUUCCCCAUCCCAUCUCUACCCCAUCCAAGUCAGCUGAACCUUUGAAAUUCCCAAAGAAGAGGGGUCCCAAACCUGGCAGUAAGAGGAAACCUCGGACUUUGCUGAACCCACCACCCACCUCACCAACAACCAGCACCCCUGAACCGGAUACCAGCACUGUACCCCAAGAUGCUGCCACCAUCCCCAGCUCAGCCAUGCAGGCCCCCACAGUUUGUAUUUACUUGAACAAGAAUGGCAGCACAGGCCCCCACUUAGAUAAGAAGAAGGUCCAGCAGCUCCCUGACCAUUUUGGGCCAGCCCGAGCCUCCGUGGUGUUGCAGCAGGCUGUGCAGGCUUGCAUCGACUGUGCUUAUCACCAGAAAACCGUCUUCAGCUUCCUCAAACAGGGUCACGGUGGAGCAGUUAUCUCAGCCGUGUUUGACCGCCAGCAGCACACCCUCAACCUCCCAGCAGUCAACAGCAUCACCUACGUCCUCCGCUUCCUGGAGAAACUCUGCCACAACCUUCGCAGUGACAAUCUGUUUGGCAACCAGCCCUUUACGCAGACUCACUUGUCACUCACCACCACAGAGUACAGCCACAGCCACGACAGGUACCUACCAGGUGAGACCUUUGCCCUGGGAAAUAGUCUGGCCCGGUCCUUGGAGCCACACUCAGACUCAAUGGACUCCACCUUGAACCCCACAAACCUUGUCAGCACCUCCCCAAAUCUUCGAAAUCCUGGGUACCGGCCUUUGCUUCCAUCCUGUGGCCUCUCACUGAGCACUGCCUCGGCUGUGCGCAGGUUCUGCUCCAGGGGGUCAGACCGCCGGGAUGCCUCUCGACAGAGUGGCCGGGACCCCUCCUCGUGGACAGUUGAGGACGUGAUGCAGUUUGUCCGGGAAGCUGAUCCUCAGCUUGGACCCCAUGCUGACCUCUUUCGCAAACACGAGAUCGAUGGCAAGGCCCUGCUUCUGCUCCGCAGUGACAUGAUGAUGAAGUACAUGGGUCUGAAGCUGGGGCCUGCACUCAAGCUCUCCUACCACAUUGACCGGCUGAAGCAGGGCAAGUUCUGAACAGGGAGAUGCAGCCUAGACAACCGAGGGGUUGAGCAGAGGGGGCGUUCUUCUCCCAGGAAGAAGGGCCGUCAGCCCACUCCCGGGCACCUCAUUGGGGUCCGAGGCCACCUUAGGACUCCAGGAGGCUGUGUGGAGCCACCGCCACUAUCCCCUCCUGCCAUGAUAUGUCCUUCCAUGAAGGACCGAGGGGGGUGGUGUGGGGCCCAGGGCUGGCGCUGCUCUUCCCCUCAGCCCUGCCUCAGCUCUGACGUCCCCUGUAUUUAUUUCUCAAGCCUGGCCGGCCUCUCCCCAGGAGUUUAGACUGAAUACCUUCCAAGUGAUGGAGGAAGGGGCUGACCCCUGAGGCCUCGGAAGAUGGGGCCCCGAAGUGACACUCAUGCCCGGUCCCCUCACCACCUGCUGGGCCUGGUGUGGCGCCCCAUUGCCCCACAGCUCCUGCCUUCUCCUUAUGAGAUCCGCAGACUCCAAACUCAUGGUGCAAACCUCUACCUUUUUUAAAAAAAGAUCUUUUCUUAUUGUUAAUUUAUUGUUUCUGGCACUUGGGCAAGCCCUCCAGUUCAUAGCCCUCUCACUCCAGACACUGGGUUUCAGGAGGAGGGGGACUGCUCUGCCCUGGCCCCAGACAGGCCCUCUCCAGGGAGGUGCGGCCCCUUUUCAGAGGACGUUACCAGGCACUUUCUCUUUGGGAUGGACAGACCCAUCAAGCCUUGACCAUGUCACUCAGCACGGGGAGGAGAGGCCCUGCACCUUCCCUCUCUCCCUCUGCUGGGCUCUCGGCAGCCUCAGCCUCAUCUGUGGGAAUGGGAGUUCCUGCCCCACACUGUCCCUGCCACAGAUCCUUGCCCUGGCCAGAAUUACUGCCGAAGGAGGGUGGGCCCAAUGAUUUUAAGCCAAGAAGGCCCUAAGAUGGAUGGAAAAAAAAGGUCUCUAAGGCUGGAGUGUGAGUGCACCAUUCCACUGUCCACAUGCUUCCUUUGUAAGCAAGUCAGCAGCACAGCUGCCCCCGCUGCCAUCUGGACUUAUUUUAUGUCAACUUGUUUAUAAAUAAAAAACUAUAG
Hippopotamus amphibius kiboko is the source of this 3263-nucleotide messenger RNA. RefSeq names its product Scm polycomb group protein homolog 1 (gene SCMH1). Gene Ontology annotation, cellular component: nucleus. Gene Ontology annotation, molecular function: protein binding. Gene Ontology annotation, biological process: regulation of DNA-templated transcription. The record is from RefSeq and is a predicted model, not a curated record. The transcript is spliced from 16 exons. Bases 253 to 2202 code for a protein of 649 amino acids. Lineage: Eukaryota; Metazoa; Chordata; Mammalia; Artiodactyla; Hippopotamidae.